GCCAGGAGGAGUAUAGCUGAACGCAUGCAGGGGCGGUCCGCGUGACUCCUAUUUUACGUUUAUUUCCCGGUGACGUAAUGAUACUUGGGCUGCAUUGAAACCAAAGGAAUGCGACACAUCGUUAUCUUUUUAUAGGUUAUUUUCGUAUUAUUUAUGCCCGCCGUGUGUAAUUUUUAGUUUCCUUUCCGGCGUUGUAUGUCCAUCGGCCACCGUUUCACUGUAGAGGAAAAACUUUGUUUCAUGUCACUUUAGGGAGUCUCGCGCUCCUCUCCCAGCGCGAGCGAACCUGACGGGAUCUUUUCCUCGGUUGUUGUGUCGCUCGUGGGUCUGAAAUGAUCUCAGAUGGAUUAUUGUUUCAUCGGUAGACAUUGAGGUCCUGAUGUUUCUUGGCCCCCACCAUGUUUACCAAGAAGAAGAAGUCUCGUAUCCAGAUCUCGGCUCCCUCCAACUUCGAGCACCGCGUUCACACCGACUUCGACGAACAGGAGCAGAAGUUCGUGGGGUUGCCGCGGCAAUGGCAGUCACUGAUCGAGGACACGGCGAAGCGACCCAAGCCCUUCAUCGACGUGAACAUCAUCACCACCGUGGAGCCCCGCAAGGUCAGGGGUCAGGGGUCAGGGGUGAACAUCACCACCACCGUGGAGCCCCGCAAGACCAUCGUGCGGGGCAGCAAGAUGGGGGUGGAUGGCUCCCUCACCUGGCUGCUGGAUGAGUUUGACACCAUGUCCGUGACGCGCUCCAACUCCCUCCGCCGAGGAAGCCCCCCCACACAGCCUCGCAGAGGCUCCGCCUCCUCCGGGGGGGGCCACGAGAACGGAGACCCCCCCCUCCGCCCCCAAAUCCCGCACCCCGAUCGCCACGGAGACAGGGAUCGGCCCAGGCCUGACCACCAGGGGGCCGGAGACCCCCAGCGGCCCUCCCAGCGCGCCUCUCGCCCCCCCAGGGAGACGGAGGGCCGUCCACAGCAGCAGCCCCGCGGCCAGGAGCCCGGCAGGCCCCGGGGGGACCGCCCUGGGGCCCCCCCGCCCCCACCACAUCGAGACCGAGAGCCCCGCGGCCCCAGGGAGCCUCAGGAGGAGGUGGUGCGCAGGGAGGGGCCCAGCGAACGCAGACCCAAGUCCAGCUACGCGGGCCGGGAUGGGGGCCCCCAGUCCCCCCGCGAUAAGAGGCCCCUGUCGGGCCCCAACAUCCGCACCCCCAACCUCCCGGUGACGGAGGGUGUGGUGAAGGCGGCCCAGCAGACAGGACGGCCCUUCAACACCUACCCUCGCACCGACAGUGAGGGGGGGCGGAGCCCCACCAGCCAGGAGAUAAAACCCCCUCGACCUCACGAAGCCCCGCCCCACAACGGCCCCGGCCCCGCCCGCGGCAAAGCCCCGCCCCCUCACCACCACCCCCACCACUCCUCUCACCCCACCCUGGGCCCUGAGCCCCCCCACGCCCCCAGGCCCCCCGGCCCGGCCCCGGCCCCCGGGCACCCCCCCCAGCAGGCCCUGUCCCCCCAGCGGGAGCCCCAGAGGGUGUCCCACGAGCAGUUCCGUGCAGCGCUGCAGAUGGUGGUGGACGCCGGGGACCCCCGCUCCUACCUGGACCACUACAUCAAGAUCGGAGAGGGCUCCACCGGGAUCGUCUGCAUCGCCACCGUCAAGAGCACCGGCAAGCUGGUGGCCGUUAAGAAGAUGGACCUGCGCAAGCAGCAACGCAGAGAGCUGCUCUUCAACGAGGUGGUGAUCAUGCGGGACUAUCAUCAUGACAACGUGGUGGAGAUGUACAACAGCUACCUGGUGGGGGACGAGCUCUGGGUCGUCAUGGAGUUCCUGGAGGGGGGGGCUCUGACCGACAUCGUCACACACACCAGGAUGAACGAGGAGCAGAUCGCCACAGUGUGUGUGUCGGUGCUGAAGGCUCUGUCGGUGCUGCACACCCAGGGCGUCAUCCACCGGGACAUCAAGAGUGACUCCAUUCUGCUCACACACGACGGCAGAGUGAAGCUGUCAGACUUUGGCUUCUGUGCUCAGGUGUCAAAGGAGGUCCAGAGGAGGAAGUCCCUGGUGGGAACCCCGUACUGGAUGGCCCCAGAACUCAUCUCCCGCCUGCCCUACGGACCUGAGGUGGACAUCUGGUCCCUGGGGGUGAUGGUGAUAGAGAUGGUGGAUGGGGAGCCCCCCUACUUUAACGAGCCCCCCCUGAAAGCCAUGAAGAUGAUCCGCGACAACCUGCCGCCUAAACUGAAGAACCUCCACAAGGUGUCUCCUCUCCUCAAGGGCUUCCUGGACAGGAUGUUGGUUCGAGACCCCGCCCAGCGGGCCACAGCCAGUGAGCUGCUGAAGCACCCCUUCCUCAGCAAGUCUGGGCCUCCCUCCUGCAUCGUGCCCCUGAUGAGGCAGAACCGGAUGAGAUGAGAGCCUCCGCAGCCCCGGCCUCUGGGGGGCAGCGUAGCGGGGGCACUGUGCUCCACGGCCCCCUCCAUUUAGGACUAGCUCAGUGUAGCGUAUAGAGGGGGGGGAGGGGAGGACAGCUCGGUCGCUCUCAGCUUUUAAUCUGGUCAAUCCUGUUUUGUUUUUUCAAACGAGAGAACUUUCUGGAAAAAGAAAAGGAACUCGAUAUUUCGCCCCUCUUUGUGUGUGGGGUUCACUUCCGGACACGUUUGUGGAGGCGAGGGGUUUUCAGUGCCUCGGACUGAUGCUGGGAAAGGGCUCGGAGCUCGCAAGCUCAUUGGCUGUCUGAUGGGCGGGGCCACACUGUAAGCAUCCCUAUUGGACAGGUUGAAAACCCCAGCUUCCUCACUUCAGGACAUCACUACAAGUCCCAGACUCAACUAUUAAAACUACAAACAAGAUGGAACAUGCUACUACUGAAGGAGGACUCUGCUUUUCUCUCUAAGAUAUGAAUCGUAUGGAUCUUUUUAUAUGGAAACAAACUCUAGGUUACAAACGGUUACACAGAAACACUAAGCAAAGGUUAACACUGGAGUUGUGUUUUUUUAUAGAUGAUUUUUCUUUUCCUGUGUAAGUAUGAUGAACAUAGAGAUAUAUAUAUCAGUUUGACAUGUUGUACCUUCUCUAUUUUGCCAUUUUUCUGAUUUUGUUUUUUUGAUUACAGUAACGAUGACUUUGUAACACUGUCAUGAGAUAGAAGCUGCACUCCGAUUGGUUCCCACACAGGAAAUAGAGUAGUUAAUUUGAAGAAACUUCUUUUCCCCUGUGUGGUUUUAAAGCAUCAUGUGAAGUGACCGUAAAGGCAGAGUUUUAGCUGUGUUGUAGGGAAGUUUAUUUUUUCUCUUGUGAUCAGCGAUGCAGGUUUCGCCCCCUUCAACUUCCUCAAUCCUGCGCUGCAGACUUGAACUGUUAAUCGGUCCAUAGCACACACACACACAUUAGGACCUCUCCAAAUCUAAAGUAGCUUUCUCCCAGAAAAGCUGUUUCUGUUCAGAACAGCUGUGUGUGUGCAUGUGUGCGCGUGUGUGUGUGGUUAUGUGUGUGUGUGUGGUGGAAGACAGUGAAUGUAGCUGAGUCACAGGUGUGUGCAGCUGUUUAAAGGGCUCACUUAGUGUGUCAGGAAGUGGACCCUCCCUGACACACUGAGUGGUAAGUCUAGUCUAGUCCACUGUGCUGCUGCUGCAUGGGUGGUGCACAGUGUAGCAACCACCAGACCCAUGGGCCUACAAACACACACACACACUCACAACCACACACACGCUCACACACACUCACACACACACACAACUUGCCAAACGUACUCAUCUGCUUCCUAGAGCUGAACACAAAAGCCCAGUCAUCACAUUCCACACACACACACAUUGUCAUCCUACCGCGAUGCAGCUUACACACACACACACACUUCCCUCUCCUCUGCUUUCCAGGGUUCCUCGCUGGUGACUCCAGAACGACAGGAGAACCACACACUCCCCAGAGCAGAGGGGGAACCCUGAUAGGAGAAGAUGUAGAUGCGAGCAGCAGAUGGUCCACAGCUGCACGUAGUGACCAAAGAUAGAGAGGCCUUAUUGUGACCUGCACAGCAGGAGGUGGGAUGGGAAAACCACACAUAGACUGCUUUUAGAGACACUCACUGUUGGGGUAAACCUGCACCAGAUAUUGCCCUUGGUUGCUUGUCCUGGGCUCACCCCACAACCUGAUUUUUGUAGAACUCUACCGCAGUGUGAGGAAGGUAUGGUCUCUGACUGGUUUGGACUUUUGAGUGUGAUGUCACGUUUUGACAAGGAUGUUGUAACUGCCAGUGCUACUAGUUAUUUGAUCAGUUGAUGUGUUGAAUACUUACUCUUGAUUGGUUGAUAGGUUGUAGACUGAGUCUUGAUUGGUUGGUGUCACCCACCUGUCAUGUAGCAGGGAAGUAGGACUUCAUACUGAUCCUCAGUUCUUCAGGAUGAACACUAGUGUGGGGGAUGGGGACAUGUCUGCCAGUGGGACACUGGAUGAGCACCAGGGAUAGUGAAGGGCCAGUUUACCAGAGCUAGGUUUCAAACGGAGCGUGGGAUGAGUUCAUGGGGAGGGUUAUUCCAGGAUUAGGCUUCAGUCUGGUUCGAGAAACUGUCCUGUUGGUGUCACUGUUGUGGUUUUGUAAAGAAACUGGAUGAUUUGCUACUAGCAGAUUGUGUGUGUGUGUUUGUCCUACUCUAUCCAUGCUCAUCCAGAAUGAUAAUAGAAAAGGGGGGUGGGAAAGUUGACUCAUAGAAAGACAAUCAAACGAGGGCUGGGUUAAGGAAUUCACUGUUUGAACACUAUCAACACGGUCUGUAAAUGUUCCCAUCCAUGCUGUUUAUUACUGACACUUCUGUCAUUACACACCUUUUUCCAUAGUGUAUAUUUAACAUCACUUAACUAAUACCUCCAGAUGAAAGUUCAGCGCAAACUGUGUGAUUUAACGAUUAUUUUUAUAAUCAAAUGCUGUAUAAACAUGAAUGCCAAAACAUUCUAGAAUAUCUCAAACCGAAUAGACUAAACAUUCCUAUGGAUGAAUCACAUUCUAGAUUCCUUCCUUCCCAGUCGGUCGUUCCUCCUUGUCCUCGGAACAUUCUAGAAUCCGCCUCUUCCCUUCUCAGCGGUCAGUUUCUCUGACGUAGUCAUAACUAUCGAUUAUUGCCAACGAACAAUUGUAGCUGUAGUCAACAACUGAUUCAUCUCGCGUCUGUGUGGGUAUGUGAAGCCUGUUCGUGUGAUUUUUUCAGCCAUGCAACUGUAUAUUUAUAAUAAUUAGUUAUUUGAAACGGAUCGGUUCCAGCAACACCCUCACAGAUGUGAACGCGACAUUCCUGUUGUUUUUAAAGUGUAUCGUUAUGUCAGGGUUUUGUGCAGAUUUAACACGGUUAGAUCCCUUGUUCGUUACACAUGUGAAUCAAAAUGCCUUAACGUUCUGACUGUUGAGCUGAUCAAUGUGAUUCCCUUCGUGACAGUUAAUGAGCUGUGUAGCUAUUGAUCGUUGAUGGUCUACAGACGUGCUUGUUUAAUAUGCCACAGAGGUAAAUACGCUGGUGGUUUCACUUUCAACCAAUUUAACAUUUAACGUAUCUGCAGGGCUUACAAGGGGAUUAUUGGCAAGAGUCAGGAAGGCUUGUAGUCUUCACGGUUCAUAUCAGUUCAAAGGUCACACUGGUUAAGGUUCUGAGGCUGUUUCAAGCCCUCGUUCAGACCGUCGUUUGAAAAGUCAGAACGCUGACAGGCGGAAUUCUCCCCCAUCGUUCUAGAAUUCGGGGGCAUGGAUUUCCGUGAAGUCAUUCUGUCCAGGAGUAGAAUGCUGCCAUGGGAUUGUGAUCAAAGGUGAAAUCUGUGGAGUAGUUAUUAAUCCACGGUUGUUGUUUAUUUAAUCCCGCCCUACACCGUCGAAUGGGAGGACGUUCGAUAGAAUGGUCCCCCGUGUACCGACACAGGCCACAUAGGAGAGAUGGCCAACUCUUGCUUCUCAUCACGACACUGAUGAUGAUGAUGACUUGGAUAAAUGUUUGUGUGAUGUCCUCCAUCUUGACUGUUGUUUUCCAUUUCAUUCAUGCCUUUUUUCUGAUUCAGUUUCAAAGUGCGUCAGUUUUGUCAAGUUUGAGUCAUCGAGUCCCAACAGCCCUGCAUUUUCAGUAACUUUUUUUUCUCCAACUGUUAUUGUAAAGAUAAAAUAAGACUUUCUUCUGCAGAUUUUCCAUGUUUUGCAAAAUACAGUUUUUUUUCUUCUAAAAUCUAA
Molecule: messenger RNA, 6186 nt
Organism: Osmerus eperlanus (European smelt)
Lineage: Eukaryota; Metazoa; Chordata; Actinopteri; Osmeriformes; Osmeridae
Gene: pak4
Product: p21 protein (Cdc42/Rac)-activated kinase 4
Exons: 10
Coding region: 399-2402 (667 amino acids)
Biological process (GO): intracellular signal transduction; protein phosphorylation; regulation of MAPK cascade
Cellular component (GO): cytoplasm
Molecular function (GO): protein serine/threonine kinase activity; ATP binding
Source: RefSeq, a predicted model, not a curated record